This is a messenger RNA of Linum trigynum, 2661 nucleotides long. Lineage: Eukaryota; Viridiplantae; Streptophyta; Magnoliopsida; Malpighiales; Linaceae. The record is from the annotation of a GenBank genome assembly.
AUGGAGAGUUUGCUCAAGAAAUAUUUUGGGUAUUCUGAGUUCCGGCCGUAUCAGAAGGAGGUCAUAAACAAUAUUCUGCAGAAGAGGGAUUGCUUGGCGGUAAUGGCCACGGGCAGCGGAAAGUCCUUGUGUUACCAGCUUCCUCCGUUGCUGGUUGAUAAGACUGCCAUUGUUGUAAGCCCUCUUAUAUCUCUCAUGCAAGAUCAGGUAAUGAGUUUGAAGCAGCAGGGUAUCAGAGCUGAGUACCUUGGAAGUGCCCAGACCGACCAAUCUGUGAAUGCUCGAGCACAAAAGGGGGAAUAUCGUUUGCUGUUCAUGACCCCUGAAAAGGCUUGCUCCAUUUCUCACAGCUUCUGGUCGAAGUUACUACAGGCAGGAAUUUGUCUCUUUGCUGUGGACGAAGCACAUUGCAUAUCAGAAUGGGGGCAUGACUUCAGGGUGGAAUACAAACAGCUAGACAAGUUACGUGCUAUUCUCUUGGACGUUCCAUUUAUUGGCUUAACUGCAACAGCUACUGAGAAGGUCAGAAGUGAUAUCAUAAAUUCCCUCAAGAUGGAUGACCCUUACAUUGCCAUUGGCUCAUUUGACCGUACGAAUCUCUUCUAUGCUGUGAAACUUCUCAGCCGGAGUUCUGAGUUCAUCGAAAACCUUGUGGAUGAAUUUUCAAAAUCACUUGGAAGGUCUGGGCCAACAAUCAUUUACUGCACAACCAUAAAAGAUGUUGAGCAGGUGUUUAAAGUAUUUCAAGAUGCAGGGAUUAAGUCUGGAAUGUAUCAUGGCCAAAUGACCAACAAAGCUAAGCAGGAGUCUCACAGAUCUUUUAUAAGAGAUGAGUUACAAGUCAUGGUUGCUACUAUUGCUUUUGGAAUGGGUAUUGACAAGCCAAAUGUAAGGCAAGUGAUUCAUUAUAGCUGUCCAAAAAGUCUCGAGACCUAUUACCAGGAAAGUGGUCGAUGUGGUAGAGAUGGUAUAGCCUCCGUCUGUUGGCUUUACUAUACCAGAAGCGACUUUGCAAGAGCUGAGUUUUACUGUGGUGAAACUAAAUCAGAGAACCAAAGAAGAGCUGUUGUGGAGUCAUUGAUGGCUGCUCAGCGCUAUUGCACAAUUACUACUUGCAGAAGAAAGUUUUUGUUGGAUUACUUUGGAGAAACUUCUUCAACCACCAAUUGUGGAAAUUGUGAUAAUUGCUUGGGUUCAAAAAAGGAACAUGAUGUGUCUCGAGAAGCUUUCCUUUUGAUGGCCUGCAUUCUAUCAUGUAAGGGCAGCUGGGGUCUCAAUAUGCCUACAGACAUUCUACGUGGUUCCCGCGCAAAGAAAAUUAUGGACAACCAAUUUCAUAAGCUUCCACUUCAUGGACUAGGGAAAGACCAUUCAGCAAAUUGGUGGAAAUCUUUGGCUUAUCAGUUGAUUUCUCAUGGUUACCUGACUGAGGUUGUUACAGAUAUAUAUAGAACUAUCAGUGUUAGUACAAAAGGGAAGCAAUAUAUUAGUUCUGCCAGACUUGACCAUCACCCACCACUACUUCUACCAUUGACAAGUGAAAUGAUAAACGGUGAGGAAGAUCCAACCAUUACUGGUGGAGACUUGAAUGGUCUGGCAACCUCGGAACAUGAGGGAUUUUCAGAGGCUGAGUCACAACUCUACCAUUCACUCUUGGAAGAGAGAACCAACCUCGCUAGAAGAGUUGGAACUGCUCCAUAUGCUAUUUGUGGUGAUCAAACAAUCAAAAGACUUGCUCUGAUAAGGCCGUCCACUAAAGCAAGACUAGCAAAUCUGGAUGGUGUCAACCAGCACUUUCUUAUGACACAUGGAGAUCAUUUUCUUGAGACCAUCAGUCGUCUAGCAAAAGGACUAAACCUUUCUUUAGAUGGGGAGGCAAACAUACCAGUACCACCUACUGUUAAUAUCAUUAGUAAAGUUGACCUGACAGCCAAUUCCCAACGCAAACUAGCACCAGCUAAACUUCAAGCGUGGAAGAUGUGGAGUGAAGAUGGUCUAUCCAUUCACCAAAUUGCGAGCUUCCCUGGUAGAUCUGCUCCCAUCAAACCGCAAACUGUUCUUGAAUAUCUUCUGGAAGCUGCCCAACAAGGAUGUAAUGUCAAUUGGACCAGAUUUUCCGAGGAGGUCGGGCUCACGAAUGAAAUUUUCAUGGAUAUUACUCGUGCCAUUUCAAAGGUUGGAUCAAGGGACAAGUUGAAGCCCAUUAAAGAUGCAUUACCUGAGGAGAUAAGUUAUACCCACAUCAAGACUUGUUUAGCUAUGCAGAAUUGUGGGAUGUCCUUGGAGAUGGCUCCACCCUGCAUUGGUACAGCAGCAAAUGAUGAAGAAGCUCCACGGAAGGUUGCUGAUACCAACUCCAAAACAACAGCACUCGAAGUUGGAAACUCAUUGGAGGGAGAGAUGAGCGUUUCUUGUGGUGAUGGGCUGCCCUUGGGGAAACGUCAGAAGGUGGAUGGGCCUGAACAGAGUUUAACAUCACUGGUGAUUGCCACAGAAGAUGGCAUAGUGGAUUGGCUUAAAAAUUAUGAUGAUGGGGUUCCUAUACACGAUAUUCUGGAGCAUUUCAAUGGAUCUGGAGAGGAAUCUGUGAUUGCCAUGCUCAACUGCCUCGAAGGUGACUUCGUGAUAUACAAAAAGAACAAUGUGUAUAGGAUUCUGUAA